This is a messenger RNA of Caenorhabditis remanei, 984 nucleotides long. RefSeq lists its product as uncharacterized. The transcript has 4 exons. The record is from RefSeq and is a predicted model, not a curated record. The coding region runs from base 1 to 984 and encodes 327 amino acids. Lineage: Eukaryota; Metazoa; Nematoda; Chromadorea; Rhabditida; Rhabditidae.
AUGAACUGCUACGAGUCAGCACCCGAGCCAUAUGCAUCUCUCAUGAGAUACCCUCAUAUUCUAUCUAUAAUCCUGUAUUCCUUAGCUUUCAGAGCUCUUUGCAAAAAGCAAAAUGAGAAUUUCCAUUCGUUUAGUCGACUCCUUUUAUGGCACACAAUUGGAAGUUUUGUGUCGCAAAUGUAUUUUUCAUUUCUUGCAUUACCAGUGUCCUACCUCCCUUAUCCAGUAUACAGAAGCGCUGGGGUCUUCAUGUAUUUAGACGUGCCAGGUGUCUUAGUAAUGAAUCUGGAACUUAUACUUAUAACACAUUCCGCGUUAUCCACCAUUGAGCUAUUACGGUUCCGUCUCGAGGCAGCAAGACCGGACCGCAGUAAAUUUGACCCAAUUAAAGUUCUGGUCUACUUAUUCCGGUUGAAUUUAAUAGUCAUUUUCUUAUAUCUGACCAGCAGCACACCACAUGCAAUUGAGAAGCAGAAGGAGUACAAGUUUCAGUUUUCUCAGGCCUACCCUUCUCUCCCCGUCUCCAACCUCAUCCAAUGCCCAAAUGUAUUCAUUUUCCCACCAAUCACAGAUAACCAAUACAUGACGUCACUUGUAUCUAUGUGCUCUGUCACCACUACCACUCUAUUCCUGGUCGUUAUCUCAGUUAUAACUAUACCAUUCCGAAUUCGGGCUCUUAAGAAAACAGCGUCGAAAAAAACUAUAGAAGUGCAGAAAAUGUUUUUUGUUAGCGUCUUUCUUCAAGCAAUAAUCAAUUCCUUGUUUUUUAUAUUCCCAGUUUCCGAGUUUUUGAAGUUUGCCAUUGGGAACGAACUAACGGAUGGUGGUCAUUUCCAAUUAGUUCUCAUAUUGAUGCCAUACCAUGGAACUGCCGCCACAAUUAUCAUGAUAUGUUUCACAAGACCCAUUCGUGAUAGUAUAACAGGAACCUUCACGACUGGGAAAGUUGCAUCAGCGAAGAGUAUUUCUAGAACAAUGGCUUAA